Messenger RNA from Striga hermonthica, 960 nucleotides. The record is from the annotation of a GenBank genome assembly. Lineage: Eukaryota; Viridiplantae; Streptophyta; Magnoliopsida; Lamiales; Orobanchaceae.
AUGGCGAAAAUCCCCACAAUCACCCAAUGCGACCACAAGGGCCGCGAGGACCAAACCGUGGUGGCUGAUCUUGACGGCACACUCCUCAUCGGCCGCAGCUCAUUCGGAUACUUUGCCCUCGUCGCCUUCGACUUGGGCGGCAUUUUACGUCUCCUUUUCCUCUUACUCCUCUCACCCCUCGCGGGCUUCCUCUACCACUUUGUGUCGGAGGCCGCUGGUAUCCGUGUCCUCAUCUUUGCGGCCUUCGCUGGCGCCAAGUUGUCCGGCAUCAAGUCGGCAGCCAGCGCCGUGCUGCCCAAGUUCUACUCGGAGGACUUGCACCCGGACACGUGGCGCGUGUUCUCGUCCUGCGGGAAGAGGUGUGUUGUUACGGCCAAUCCAAGGAUAAUGGUGGAGCCCUUCCUCAAGAACUAUCUCGGUGUUGAUGUGGUGCUGGGCACGGAGGUGUCGUCGUGGAGGGGUUACGCGACGGGGCUUACGGCCCGUCUUAGGCGGGACCGGGCCCAGGACGCCCGACUCAUUGAGACCAUCCUCCAAGAGGGGCGGUACCUGGUGAUGUGCCCGGAGGGGACCACAUGCCGCGAGCCGUACCUCCUCCGGUUCUCGUCCCUCUUUGCAGAGCUCACUGACGAGAUCGUGCCCGUGGCAAUCAGGGUGAGGACGAGCCUUUUCCACGGGACCACGGCCCGAGGGUACAAGUGGCUCGACCCAUUCUUCUUCUUCAUGAACCCGGUGCCCAGGUAUGAGGUGACCUUCUUAGAGAAGCUGCCCAGGGAGGAGACGUGCGUGGCAGGGAAGUCGAGCUACGAGGUGGCCAACAAUGUCCAGCACAAGAUUGCCAAGACUUUGAACUACAAAUGCACCAAACUUACAAGGAAGGAUAAGUAUAGGGCACUGGCGGGGACUGACGGGAUCGUGGGACAGACGCCGGCUAAACCGACAGCAAAGGUUGCAGGGUGA